Molecule: messenger RNA, 3902 nt
Organism: Gymnodraco acuticeps
Lineage: Eukaryota; Metazoa; Chordata; Actinopteri; Perciformes; Bathydraconidae
Product: dynamin-2-like
Exons: 20
Coding region: 271-2832 (853 amino acids)
Cellular component (GO): microtubule; cytoplasm; membrane
Molecular function (GO): GTPase activity; microtubule binding; GTP binding
Source: RefSeq, a predicted model, not a curated record
CGGUGGCAGCUGGGUGUCGCCUGACCGGAUGAUGACAGAAGUUUACAGUUAAAUGUGUGUACUUUUAUCAUGCAAUCAUCCAGCUCUGUCUGCAGCUGGGAAUUUUCACUCUAACCGUCCUUGUGUUUUCAUUGAAUAAACUCACAGAAGCUUUGACAGACUGCGGUGCCGUCUGGGAACUUUUGUUUGGCUGGAAGAGCGACCCUUUGGCUCUUAUUUGACCGGGGAGCAGAGCAGGAUAGAGCCCGCUGGGCUGACCGAGGUGCCGCUAUGGGAAACCGGGGGAUGGAAGACCUAAUUCCCCUCAUCAACAAGCUCCAGGACGCCUUCAGCUCCAUCGGCCAGUCCUGCAACUUGGAUCUGCCGCAGAUAGCUGUCGUCGGCGGCCAAAGCGCAGGGAAGAGCUCCGUGUUGGAAAAUUUCGUCGGAAGGGACUUCUUACCCAGAGGAUCUGGCAUCGUCACCCGUCGUCCGCUCAUCCUCCAGCUGGUUAACUCUAAAGUGGAGUAUGCAGAGUUCCUGCACUGUAAGGGCCGUAAGUUUGUGGACUUUGAUGAGGUCCGUCUGGAGAUUGAAGCGGAGACUGAAAGGGUCACCGGAUCCAACAAGGGCAUCUCCACCGUCCCCAUCAACCUCCGUGUCUACUCCCCUAAUGUGCUGAACCUGACCCUGAUCGAUCUGCCGGGGAUGACCAAGGUUGCCGUGGGAGACCAGCCUGUGGACAUCGAGCACCAGAUCAUGGAAAUGUUGAUGCAGUUCAUCACCAAGGACAGCUGUCUGAUCCUGGCUGUCACACCGGCCAACACUGACCUGGCCAACUCCGACGCCCUCAAGAUUUCCAAGGAGGUGGACCCUCAGGGUCUACGGACCAUCGGUGUGAUCACCAAGCUGGACCUGAUGGAUGAAGGGACGGACGCACGAGACAUCCUGGAAAACAAACUACUGCCGCUCCGCAGAGGUUACAUCGGGGUGGUGAACCGCAGUCAGAAGGACAUUGAUGGAAAGAAAGACAUCCGCGCUGCUUUGGCUGCUGAGAGGAAGUUCUUCCUGUCCCACCCGGGGUACAGACACAUUGCAGAACGCAUGGGCACACCACACCUGCAGAAGACCCUCAAUCAGCAACUGACCAACCACAUCCGUGAUACGUUGCCAGGGUUACGCAGUAAGCUGCAAAGCCAGGUGCUAUCGCUGGAGAAAGAAGUGGAGGAGUACAAGAACUUCCGCCCCGACGACCCAACGCGCAAGACCAAGGCUUUGCUCCAAAUGGUACAGCAGUUUGGUGUGGACUUUGAGAAGUGCAUCGAGGGCUCUGGUGAUCAGGUGGACACCUCCAACCUGUCAGGUGGAGCAAAGAUCAACCGCAUCUUCCACGAGCGAUUUCCCUUCGAGCUUGUGAAGAUGGAGUUUGAUGAGAAGGAGCUGAGGAGAGAGAUCAGUUACGCCAUCAAGAACAUCCACGGAGUCAGGACAGGCCUAUUCACCCCAGACUUGGCGUUUGAGGCCAUAGUGAAAAAGCAGAUCAUUAAGCUGAAAGAGCCCUGUCUGAAAUGCAUCGACCUGGUCAUCCAGGAGCUCAUCAACACAGUCAGACAAUGCACUAAUAAGCUGGGAUCGUACCCUCGACUGAGAGAAGAGACGGAGAGAAUCGUCACCACCUACGUCAGAGAGAGAGACAGCAAGACCAAAGACCAGGUGCUGCUGUUGAUCGACAUUGAGCUCUCCUACAUCAACACUAAUCAUGAGGACUUCAUUGGAUUUGCCAAUGCCCAGCAAAGGACGGCUGCUAACAUCACCAAGAAGAGAGUCAUGCCCAAUCAGGUGAUCCGCAGAGGCUGGCUCACCAUCAACAUCAGCAUCAUGAAGGGAGGAUCCAAGGACUACUGGUUUGUCCUGACAGCUGAGUCUCUCUCCUGGUACAAAGAUGAGGAGGAAAAAGAGAAAAAGUACAUGCUGCCUCUGGACAACCUGAAGCUGAGAGAUGUGGAGAAGGGCUUCAUGUCCAGCAAACAAGUCUUCGCCAUCUUUAGCACUGAACAGAGGAAUGUGUACAAAGACCUGCGUCAGAUUGAGCUGGCGUGUGACGCUCAGGAGGACGUGGACAGCUGGAAGGCCUCGUUCCUCAGAGCUGGUGUUUACCCAGAGAAAGAUCAGCCUGCGAGUGAAGAUGUGAUGAAUCCGAGCGACACCGUGUCCAUGGACCCACAGCUGGAGCGGCAAGUGGAGACCAUCCGCAACCUGGUGGACUCGUACAUCGGCAUCGUUAACAAGUCCAUCAGAGACCUUAUGCCCAAGACCAUCAUGCACCUCAUGAUCAACAGUGCGAAGGACUUCAUCCACUCCGAGCUGCUGGCCUACCUGUACUCGGCCGGGGACCAGGGCAGUAUGAUGGAGGAGUCCCCGGAGCAGGCCCAGAGGAGAGACGAGAUGCUGAGGAUGUACCACGCUCUGAAAGAGGCCCUCGUCCUCAUAGGAGACAUCAGCACCACCACCAUUUCUGUCCCAGUGCCUCCACCUGUAGACGACAAAUGGAUUGCCAAGGACCCGAGUCCUCCACCUGCGUCCCGCCCUGCCGCAGCAACAGCGCCCCCUCCCAGCAGACCUCCUGCAGUGAGGGGCCCCACCCCAGGCCCUCCGCCCCCUCUCAACCCCUCCCCAGCAUUCGGGGGACCGCCCGUGCCGACUCGCCCACCGGGACAAACGGCCUACGCCGGGGAUCCAAACUCUGGAUCUGUGCCUCUAGUUCCUUCCAGGCCGGCCCGCGUGCCUCCCGCACUGCCGCCAGGGAUUCCCAGGCGACCUCCACAAGUCCCCUCUCGUCCAAACCACUGGUGAAGGAUCUCAGAUGUUCUGCACACAGCGUCUGACUUUAUAACCUCAUAUGUCCACAUUCUGGAACUGGAUAUAUAGUUUUUGUAAAUAUUUGUAAGGAUUGAAAUGAUGCAGAAUUAUUUGUGUUGAGCUCGCCUCAGCUCACAACAUAGCGUAUAACCUCUGAACAGACAGGCGUGUUAUGAAGCUGGCACUUACAGUAGCGUUUAUUAUGUAUGUUUCCUCCCAGUAAGUGCUGUUGAAAUACUUGAUAUGUCUCUGACUUGAUCAAUUGGAGGGUGGAUAUGUCAACUUGGAAAAGGAAGAAAAAUCUGUUCGACAAAUUCAAGAAACAAACCUGGCAUAAAUCCACAAAAUAUAUUCCAACAAGGUUAUUUACACUCCUGCUACAUCUUUUGUUCUCAUAUGGCCAGAUACUGUAUAAUUAAAAUGUGUUCAUGCACACUAUGAUCUAUAAAUAUGUCUCCGCCACAUUUGUCACUGUGAUAAAAGUAGAAAAGCUUUAAUGAAGUAACUUUGGGAAUGUCAUCAUUUUCACCCAUCCAGUGUUGCUUCGGAUAUUACUCACUGACAAAUGCAGUUAAUUAACCUUAUACCAACUUUAACUUAAUGUCAGGGGUGUUUUUGUUUAAAGUUUAAAGGUCAGACGUUAGGGGGAGUUACAUCAGCAGAAAAUAAGUGCUUCUUUGCCGUUUUGGUCUCAAGUGGCUCAAAGGGAAAACACUACAAACGACAAGCAGUGAUGUUUAAUAGACUAUUUUGUAUCAAAUAUCCCAAAUGACCAGUAAAUAUGGUGCUGUAUGCUGUCAUUAGAUCAUGAUGUGAGCACUAAGGUCUCAUGAUUUACCUUCACAAUAUGCAAUUCCUAACAGAACACAUUUAAAAAAUAUUACUCUGUUACUAUUUUAUUUAUUUAUCAAAGACAACUCACAACAAACCAUGUAUUUCCUGUGUAAAAAAUGCAUUUAUUGAUAUCAAUAAUCCCCAUGUAAACCUGAAUUUGACUUAUUCUAUUGAAAUGUGUAUUAAAAGCUUAUUCUUAUAAAAAAAAAAAAACAGCGGCUGUCUGAGCA